CAUGGUAACGAAGAACCUGCUGGGACACAUUUGCCAGUGGCUGUGCCCUGCGUUCGCGACUUGUCAAACUCCCGUCAAGCCCUCGAGCAUCGUGCGGACCCAGCAACAUCAGCAGUAAACGUGGAAAGCUGAGUGAAAGGGAGUUCAUGGAUGGAGCAGUGAUUGCCGCAAGUAUUGUAGCACCGUGGCAGGGGAUGCAGGGCUGUGGUGAUGACGCUGAUAAAAUCGGUGACAGAAGCCUACUUCUCAUGUAGCUACCCUCGCUUGACCUCACUGCGGAAGGAGUAGUGGUGGCUUCAUCCCUGCAGUUGCCCAAAACUCGCUCCUUCCUCUUAAAAAAAUCAUCAAAAGUAAACCUUGCAUCGGAACAUUCACCUUAAAUCAUAACCUGCUGUACUUGUCCCCACUGCCAGUACUUUGGCACACCAAGCCAGUCACUAUGCAGAAGGCGGUGCGCUACGAAGAGACCCAGCUCCUCCACCUGGCUACCAGGGCCAAGACAGAUCACAUGAUCGCCGGCCACCUCCAGAAGAAGAGCUCAGACACUUUGAAAUGGAAGCAGCGCUUCUUUGCUCUCUACCAGAACCUUCUCUUCUACUUUGAAAGUGACACAGCCCAGCGACCCUUGGGAUGGAUUUUCUUGGAGGGUUGUUACUGUGAGCGCUUGCCGUCAACUCGGAACAGCAAGGACGAAAAUAAGCACUGGUAUAUCUCCAUUCACUACAAGAAUGAUGUCCAGCGUCAAUAUGAACUUCGAUGCGAGACGGAAGGAGAGUGCAAUGCAUGGAUUGAUGCCAUCCAACAUUCCAGCUUCAACACACUCCUACUGGAGAAAGAGGAAUUGGAGCAGAAGUAUCUGCAUCUUUUGCAGAUCUUGGACAGUGAGAAGACAGCUAAACUUGGACUGCGUCAACAGUGUGAGGACCUGACUAAGGAGGUUGUACGACUUAAAGCCGAGCUGCACAUGCUUCAGAAGAAAGAGCGGAAGCUGUCCAAUUCCAUCCAUGAACAUUUCUCGGAGGAGCCAGAGAACAUCAAAAAGAUCAAGCGGGUCCAGAGCUUUAUCCGGGGCUGGCUUUGCCGACGUCGCUGGAAGGCCAUCGUUCAGGACUACAUCCGCUCGCCGCAUGCUGAGAGCAUGCGCAAGCGUAAUAGCAUCGUCUUUGGCAUGGUGGAGUGCGAGCGGGAGUACGUGGAGCAGUUGUCAACGCUAGUCUCCUGCUUCCUACGGCCCCUCAAAAUGGCCGCCAGCUCCAAGAAACCUCUCAUCUCCCACGAGGAUGUUAACUCAGUAUUUCUCAACAGCGAGACUGUGUUUUUCCUGCACCAGAUAUUCUACAAGGGAUUGAGUGCAAGAAUGGAACAUUGGCCCAAAUUAGUGCUCGGGGACCUGUUCGACAUGCUGCUGCCCAUGCUGUGCAUCUACAACGAGUAUGUGCGCAACCACCACUACAGCCUGCAGGUGUUGGCGGAGUGUAAGCAGAAGAACCCCAUGUUCAACCAGCUGCUCAAGUGCUACGAGUCCAAGCCCAUCUGUGAGGGCCGGUCACUGGAGACGUUUCUCACCUACCCCAUGCAUCAAGUGCCAAGAUAUAUCAUUACCCUGCACGAGCUGCUGGCCCACACGCCGCAUGAUCACGUGGAGCGAAAGAGCCUGGAAUAUGCAAAGAACAAAUUGGAGGAACUCUCCAGGGUUAUGCAUGAUGAGGUGUCAGAGACUGAGAGCAUCCGCAAGAAUCUCUCCAUAGAGCGGAUGAUCGUGGAAGGUUGCGAGAUACUGCUGGAUGUACAGCAGAUGUUCGUCAGGCAAGGAACACUGACGCAGGUGAUGCAGGAGAGGACGAGGGUCAGCCGUACCAGACUAGGGUCGCUGGGGGCAAAGGUGGAGACCCGUAAGGAAGGGGUAAGGCAGUGUUUCCUCUUCACCAAGCACCUGCUCAUUACCACUAGAACAUCCGGAGGAAAGCUGCAUCUGGCCAAGGUCGGAGGAAAAAUCCCUCUGAUUGACACGGCCAUCGUGGAGGAUUUUGACCCAUUUGAUGAUGAGUCCAACCAACCCAACCAGUCAGACUACGACAAUCUGGACUUUAAGCUGAUUGUGGAUUCCAAGAGUGGACCUCCGUUAGUCGUCACCUUGGUGGCGCCGUCCCAUCAAGACAAGGCGGCAUGGACAAGUGACAUCAGUCAGUGCAUUGAUAACUUACAUUACAAUGGUUUGUUGGAUCCAUCAUUGGAAGAGAGCAGCUCCUCUAUUCAUCUGCCGCAGUGCAUCAAUAGAGGCCGCCACAAUUCACAAAGCAGCCCAUGCUCUGCCGGGUGCCCCAGGUCUGACUCUCGCCUUUUCAAGGAUGACCACGACAUCCGCUUCAGCAAGAUACUAAAUUCGUGCAAGGUGCCUCAGAUCCGCUACGCCACCCUUGAGCGCCUGCUGGAACGGCUGACGGACCUGCGCUUCCUCAGCAUCGACUUCCUCAACACGUUCCUGCUGACCUACCGCGUCUUCACCUCCUGGCAGGAGAUCUUGGACACACUCAAGCGAGUCUACCGCAACCCGGACACGGUGGAGAGCCUCCUGAAUGUGAAUCCACCAUCCAGUCCUAAACUGAUGGACACGAAUCAUUCGGCCAGUAGCCCCCCACCUGUCAGCCCCAGUGUGGCCCGGUCAACCAGGCACAGCAUCACCGUCACCUCGCCGGUCAGUGUUAACCACACCACGGGAUCCAACCGGGAGUUCAUUGACACCACCACCAACGCCCGCAUGCACCCUUUCCGAAGGAGCUUCAAGAAGGCAUCAGAAAAGUCCAGUCAGGAGAACGAGGCACCAACCACGGACCUGACCACACCCCCUGCCUCCCCACCCUACAGUAAUGCCCUGACCCCACCCACCAGUCCGCGCAUCAUGGACCAGACGAGCGGCGGGCUGUCUCCCAAGCGGAUGUUGUCCACCAGCCAUUCUGCACCCAACAUAGCUGCCCUAGCAAAGGGCAUCAAAUCAGCCGAGGUGCCUGUCCCAACCUCCCCUCGCAGCUCGGUCGGUUCCCAUUUCCAGUUCAGUAGCUCCCCGCCACCCAGCAACACGGUGUCAGCCGGUGUGGUGGUCACCUCCUCCCGCCAGUCCACCCGGCGGUCGAGCUCCUCAUCAGCCAGCGCAGCCUUCGCUGCGGCCACCGCAGGGUGCAGUAACCCGAAGGACGUGAUCAUGGAGGACAAGUCCAAGGACAGAAGGAAUAGGGCCUUUGGCAGAGGCAAGUUGCAGAGCUGUCUUAGCAAGGAAGUCAUCAGUUCUGCUGCCACAGUGAGAGUCAUCAACGUCAUCCGACACUGGGUCUCUAAAUUCAGUCAGGAUUUUGAGUCCAACAGCGAGCUAAGGAAUGCAGUAAUAGAGUUCUUGGAGGAGAUUGCAUCCAAUACUAACCUCCUACCCACGGAGCACAAAGGAGCAGCCAACAUUCUCAGGCAGCUGAUGUCUGAAGACUCCACCAUCUCUCCAACGAUAGAGCAGGUGAUUGGUGUCACGCCCAGCCACCCUACCUCAUCACAUGCCUCGUUUGAAGACCUCUCCGUCUUGGAGCUUGCCGAGCAGCUGACCUUCAUUGAACACAAAAUCCUCAGGGCCAUUCCGCCGUGGGAGUUCUUGAACCAGUGCUGGAUGAAGCAGAACAAGGCAAUGAAGGCACCUCACAUUCUUGAUGUCACUAAGAGAUUCAACCAGGUCAGUAAACUGGUGGCCUCGGAGAUCUUACGACAGUCCACGGUGGUUGGGCGGGCAGCAGCCAUCGAGAAAUGGGCAGCGGUGGCCGAUAUUUGCCGCUGUAUGCACAACUACAACAGCGUGCUUGAGAUCACGUCAGCGCUGAUGAACAGCUCUGUGUAUCGCCUCAAGAAAGUCUGGGACAAGGUGCCGAAACAGACGAAAACUAUGCUGGAGAAGCUGCAGGUGCUUGUUUCAUCCGACGGACGUUUCAAGAACAUGCGAGAGGCGCUGCACAGGAUUGACCCUCCUGCCGUGCCCUACCUUGGCUUCUAUUUGACAGACCUGGCCUUCAUCGAGGAUGGUACUCCCAACGUCACUGAUGAUGAUCUCAUUAACUUCUCAAAGAUGCGUAUGAUUGCUCAUGUGAUCCGUGAGAUACGCCAUUUUCAGAAGACAUGCUACACCAUAGAAUUGGACAAAAGGGUUGCACUCUACCUGUUGGAUAGCACAUUGGUCAUGGAUGACGACGAUCUGUACGACUUGUCUCUGGAAAUAGAGCCUCGCCAGUCAACCAGAGUGCCUUCAAGUAUCUGAGGGGGGGAGCAGAUUGAUAAGUGAAGUCGUGAAGUUAGUUGAAAGGCACUCCAACCGUGGAUAAGGCUCUAAUGAGGAAGAUCGUGUGCGUGUCACUCGAAGCUGAAGCCUUCUGGUCUGCCGUGAUGACUUGUCGGUCUUUGCUAUCAGUAGAUUGAGAAGAUCCGUCAAUAGAGAUCGAGAUGGUGAGGGAUGAGGGAAUUUGUCAUUCCCCUCCGAUUGAUGGUGAAUUUGAUGUUGGAUUUCCCAUGUUGUGAGAUUCAUUGAGUUGAAGUGGUAUAGCAGGUGUGACUAGAACAAGUUUUGUAAGGUAACCAGAAAGAAUGUUUAAUAAAAGAGUGACUUGGAUCAACCUGCAGUGUGGCCUGUUGCUGGUGUUAAGUCAGAAGGAUGAGGUACGGUUUGAAUCCUCCUGGGUUUAGUUCUAGAUGUUGAAAUACUGAUACUUAUCAGUAUGGCAUUUGAGCCAUUCUAAACAUGAAGGUUCUAGAUCUAGUUGAGUCACCAGUGUUUGGUUUGGGUCCUGUUUCUUUGGGAAUUCAGAAACUAUGAACCCGAUUCAGGUUGUCUGAUUCAAAAUUUUGCCAGUUCCCAUUAUUUUUUCAUUUUUCGAAUCCUUUUAAAAAGUCUUGGCAGUGGCCAAACUUUCACUUCGUUGUUCAGUUCCGAGUCCAGAUUCCAGGACAAUUUCUGUACAAGGUAAUACGGAUGUAUACACAAAAUGUACAAUGCAAGAGUGCUUUUUAUCCCCGUGGAUGAUUGCUCUUUAAACGAGAAAGGAAAAAAUUAAAGGAGCUCAGCGGAUGGUCUUGACGCUUGAAUGAGUGAUUGGUAGCAAAGUGGAGCACUGAGUCAGUUGGGCAGGCUGCUCAAGAAUGGAUGUUGUGUGAAACUUCAGUUGGUCUGGAGGUCAGAUUGUGAAUGAAAAAAAUGGUGCAAAGCUCAUUUGAUGGUGGUGGUUGUUUUUUUUCUUUGAAAGUGCCAAUGUAAUAUUAACAUUUCUACCACCCGGCAUAUUGAAUAAGCAUUUGAUGCUGCAAUAAUAUCUUGUCAAAAUUGCACAAGCUUUAAACAGGAAGAUGAAUUGGACUUUCUGGAUAUAUUUUUCCACGUUUCAAAGGCGCGUUUCUGAGAUUUUUGAGCGAGAACAAAGAGAGAUUUCAAUUUUAAUGUUAAUGCGUUGUUGUAGGUAGUUGGUGUUGGCCAAGAUGACAUAAAUCAAUGCCCGCCCCCAGCUAACUUCAGCUGUAUGAUAUUAUGGUCUUUGUGUAAAGUAUUGCAUUUCUGUAAACUAUUCGGUGGUUUGUUUGAGGUAUAUUUUGUGGCCCGUGAAGGGUGGAGUGAUAUUUAUAUGUGUCCUGCAAACACGAGCAGGAGGAACUCUGGAUGCUCAAGACGCCUGGAAAUUUCUUACUGACAGAGGUCCACUGGUUUUCACGGACAACUUGCAUGAGAAUGCUGUGGAGAUGCACGUACCUCACGAAUAGCCAGUGUCUGUAGUGGCGUGGGUUUCAAACAUUGUUGGUUUGCUGGUCAAAUUUGCAUCACUCGAUGAUAGUUUUCGGUUUGAAAUGUCAACAGCGCUGAUUCCUGUGUUUUUGCGAUUCAUGAUGGUAUGAAGCAUGCUCGGGAUUUGACUGGCUAUAGUGUAAGAAACAGGAGUUUUCCGGGACAUUGCCCCCCCCCUCCCCAUUUUAAACUCACCAAAUUUAUUCGUUAAAUGCAUUAGGCCUUUUUCUGCAAAGCUUCUCACGCUCUAGAAAAAAGAACAAUGGUGGCCCAACAGGUUUAUAUUAAGCUCGGUAUUUGUCAAAGUAUCUACCGCCUCCACUUCUUGAUCUCUGGCCGGAGCAGAUCCAGGUUCCUGUCUGAAGUUCAUUCCCAUUUUGUGUCACAGUUGCAGUUGUAUCGAUUGCUUACCAGUAGCAGAUAAAUUAUGUUCAAAAGCAAAAGAAUAAUUCGCAAGGUACUAAAGAGUUGCACACGGCCAUAACAUGUAAGAAAUAUUUGUACUACCGAAUCAUGCAAAUACCAAUACUGCCCUCUUUAAAAAUAAAGAGGGCAGAUGUACAUUAAUAGAGGCGAAACCUCACUCCAACCCAGGGCGAUACUUCUCUAAGUUUUUGCCGGCCAUGCGGAUAGUAGGCAGUUGCAGAGAGACCAUUUGUGGUCACCAAACACUGUUCAGCGCCGUCCAACCCACAGUAUUAACUAGUUAUGAGACUCUUGUUGUAAUUGUUGAUUAAAAGAUGACGUCACACUAGGAACUUGUGUUUGAACAGGGUGCCCAACGGUGCAAUAUUGCAAAGUUCUGCCAUCUCUAAGGUGAGCUAAAUACAUUUUAAUACAGUUGGACGCGAGUCAGGGUGGACCCACCUUGCAAUUCUGACUUGCUGGUCAGUGAUUCAUUGAAUGAUAGAUAUCCGUUUUCCUUUUUUCUGGAACUAUAUUUGUGAGCUUCGACAUGAAACCUUGGAUGCGAGAUAGACAUGUUUAUGUAAACACGGUUAAUACGCAUUUGUAAGCAUUGGAUUUCGGAGGAUUUGAGUCUUCUAAUUUAUUGUGGCUCGAAAACAAAAUGGAAAGACUAGACGGGAUUGUUGACAAAUAGGGUUGAGACAUUUCCCAACAAUAAUUGAUCGAACUAAAAAUAAUAGUACUGAUAUUUUUCUGCAAUGGUCAGCAUUAUGGACUGGGCCUAAGUAUUACACAUCUUGUAGUACCCAGCAAUGUGCUGUAAUAUUGGCAUGAGCUAAAACCUUUCUCCAGCAAGUUGUGGUUUUAUAACAAAGGGCGUGGCAGCUUUUUUUUGGGGGGGAGACGCCUUUUGAACAGAAAAGAUAGAGAAAACAAUUCCAUAGCCCAAAGGUAUUGUGAACUAAAGCCCGGCUUAAUUCCACACUUAUGCAUGUACAUAACGCAGCAGAAAUCUGUUUGAAUUUUUCAUUCAAUGAACUCGUGUGUGAGACUCUGUACGUAACUGAAUACCUUUUUUACGAUAGGCUAUAUAGCGCCGAUCACGUUACACAAAAAAAGACUACGAGUUUCUAUCUUUAUUGCAUGAAAGAAAUCUUGCCAAACGUGAACUCAGUUGGGAGAAAUUGAUUUCCCAAGUGAUUGGAAUCUCACUUUUGAAGGGGACCUGCACUUAUACUUUUGAGAAUAGUGUAUUGUGGCUGAUUAAUGAGAAAAUUGUUAAUACGACUCAAAUUGAGUAGGCCGGUUGAAUCUUUGGGAUGUCUUGACAGUGCAGUUGAGUGUUAAAUUAAGAAUUUAUAUCUUUAUGUAUGUGUAUUGAAUUUAGUUGGUUUCGUAACAUGUAUUGAAAGUGUUAAAAGACACUGAACCGAAUGCUUAUUAUAUAAAGAAGCCACUCAUACAUGAAUUUUAAAUGUUGCCUUGAUGCAUAUGCACUCAGACUCCGUAUAGUGUAAUUCGACCGCCAGAAUUAGAAGCCAUCACUGCGGUGACACAACGCUCGUGGGCAGGUGGUACGCGCGCGUUACAUGCCUCUUCGACCAACAGGGUGUCAUGAUUUGUCAAAAUGUACGCGCCCGUCAAGCUGAAGAAUGUGCGUGUGAGUGCGGUGCCACCACAGUCAUGGCGUCUAAUCGGAUUAGGCUAUACGUGCACUGUUACAAGUAUUUUGCAAAUAGUAGAUUGUAGUUUUGAAAGAAGUAAAUUUGCAGACAACUUAUUUGCAUCGUCUAAGCGCUUACAGUAUUCUUUGUUACAUUGUCUUUAAUUUUUCCUUCUGCGUAAUUUUUUUUAAUUUUUUUUCCUUCAGCCAAUACAAUAUUACCUUAGAAGUCUAAGCGUGCAAUGAAAUGUUUUACAUUAUACAUCAUUGUACAUUUUCCCAAGUUAUUUCCCCCCUCUCAAAGCUUCUUUUGUUAUAUUAUUCUGUAUAGUUUUUCCUUCUACAUUCUAUUUCAUAUUUAUGUGACCGGUGCGGGCACUCUUAGUUCUGUAUUUAUUUUAGGAAAUAUUUUUGUUAUGACGUAAAUCAAACAAAAUUUUUAUAUUGAAAUUGCAUAAUCAAGUUUUCUAUAAUUUAAUGACAGAUAUAUGAAAUCUUGCACGUGUAUAUUUCCUCUUGUAAACAAUGGUCGUGUACAUAUUAUAGAGUCAAUUUCAAAAGUAAUAUAUUUGAAUUCGUAAAGGCUACUUCUAUUGACGAUUUAAUCAACGAUGUUAUGCUUAUUUUGAAAUAACUUCGGAACAUUGUGUAGUGGAUUUAUCAGGAUAUUUAUGCACAUUUUCUCAUGUAUUGUAAAUAUGUUAGAGUUCGAUGCUUGUGUGAAAAAUUGCUUGAAAACGGCUGUUGACUUCGUCGUCCACUUGGACAUUUCAGAUUGAACCUUUAAUCCAAAUAAUGCUUUAUUUUACAUUUUGCAAUUCCUUAGGAGAUAGUUCUCCAUUGAGGUGUUUAUAUUUGUCGACCAGAAUGGAAUUCAUCUUCGGUACACUUUUGUCAUCGGUAAUUGAAUUUGAAAAAUAAAAGUUUCUUGCAGCUUUACGGGAAAUGGAACUU
Acanthaster planci (crown-of-thorns starfish) is the source of this 8822-nucleotide messenger RNA. Its product is annotated as ras-specific guanine nucleotide-releasing factor 2-like. The record is from RefSeq and is a predicted model, not a curated record. Lineage: Eukaryota; Metazoa; Echinodermata; Asteroidea; Valvatida; Acanthasteridae. Gene Ontology annotation, biological process: Ras protein signal transduction. Gene Ontology annotation, cellular component: plasma membrane. Gene Ontology annotation, molecular function: guanyl-nucleotide exchange factor activity.